Metopolophium dirhodum (rose-grain aphid) is the source of this 1813-nucleotide messenger RNA. It is a transcript of the gene Dcps, whose product is annotated as m7GpppX diphosphatase. Gene Ontology annotation, biological process: deadenylation-dependent decapping of nuclear-transcribed mRNA. Lineage: Eukaryota; Metazoa; Arthropoda; Insecta; Hemiptera; Aphididae. The transcript has 7 exons. The coding region runs from base 222 to 1166 and encodes 314 amino acids. Gene Ontology annotation, molecular function: RNA 7-methylguanosine cap binding; hydrolase activity. Gene Ontology annotation, cellular component: nucleus; P-body. The record is from RefSeq and is a predicted model, not a curated record.
UGAUAUAAACCGUUUUUAUUUACUGUCUGGUCUGUUUACAAUGUUUGAAAAUUUUUUUGUUUUGAAAUUUUGAUUAUUUUGAAAUUUUAUCUUUUUAAUUUGCGUUUUGUAUUCUGAUUUGUUUGUAAUUCUAUCUUUUAAUGUGCGUGUAAUUCGCCGAGUACUGACUAUAAUAGGAUUUAAUUAAAUCUGAACUUUACGUUUUGAUCACCAAGUUCAUAAUGGAUCCUCAACCAAAUUUUGAUCAAUUCUGUCUCAAACGAAUUUUGAUGAACGACACACAACGCAAAAUGAUUGCUGUUGAAGGCAAUUUUAAAGGACUUCCGGAACCUGCUGUUGUUGUUAUGGAAAAAUAUGCUUUUGAUGAAACUUCUGUUUUAAAUGUGUGCAAUGCUCAGACUAAAUUAAAAAAAAAUUUAGAUAAUGAUAUUUAUAAAUCAUUCAGUUGUGUGCCACAAUAUGAUGAAAACAUUCCUUCCAAUAAAAUGGACCUAAUAUACCCUGCAACAGACAAGCAUAUUUUAAAAUUUUCGAGUCAACCCAUGUAUUUUGUGCAAGAAACUGAAGAAAUGUAUCAAACUAUAACUUUACAUCAUAUCUUGGAUAAAAGCUUGUCACUACAAUGGGUAUACAAUUGCUUAGAGUAUAAAUCAGAAAAAGAAAGAAUAACAUAUGAUACGGCUUCUGAAAAUCAAAAAGAUGAUGAAGAUAAUGGCUUUUUACUUUUACCAGACCUAAAAUGGUCCGGUAAAUUGAAUGAAUUGUACUUGUUAGCUAUUAUCAAAAAAAGAUUCAUUAAGUCAUUAAGAGAUUUAACGACUGAUCAUUUACCGUUAUUAAAAAAUAUUUUAAACAAAGGAUCAGCUGCUAUUUAUAAAUUGUAUGGAGUUCAACAAUCUCAAUUACGCACUUAUGUCCAUUAUCAACCAUCGUUCUAUCAUUUUCACGUUCACUUUACAUAUUUGAUGCAUAUACCUCCAGGAAUAAAUGUCGGAAAAGCUCAUUUACUCACAACAAUAAUUAAUAAUAUUGAAAUGCAAGGCAACUACUAUCAAAAAGCCACAUUAGAUUAUACUAUUAAAGAAAGCGAUCCUUUGUUUAAUCAUUUCGAAGAAAAAGGAAUUCUUCGUAAAGCCAAACUUAUUGAUGAAAUUAACAAUGUAUAAGACAAUCGCAUAAUUUUCUAUGUAUUUUAUGCUUCAAAUCAGUCAAUAGUCAACAUUUUGUGUAAUUUAUGUUUUGAUAAAUAUAAUAGAAUGUAUCCAAAUUAUUGUAUUCAUAAUUACAAAUGUGUGAUAUAAGUAUAAAUUCUUAUACUGCUUUAAAAUAUUAAUAAAUAAUGAAAAGUUUUAUUUUUAAAUAAUGAUUAUUAAAUCAGUAUCUACUUUAUAGUUGUAAUAUUUAAAUGGUGCAUGAUGUCAUAACAUAAAAGGUCUUAUUGACUUUUAUGAAUUAAAUAUUAAAUGCUGCAGUAAAUCCUUAUUAUGUAGAUAUUUGCGUAGUCUCGAACUGAAUAGAAAUCACCUUGAAAUAAUUACCAUUACAAUAAAACUCAAAUCUUGAACUUUUUUUUAUUCCUCUUAAGUUUCAACAUAAAAAAAAUUUACUGUACUAAUUUUACAUUAAUUUUGUAUCAUAAUUUAUGGGUUUAUGUUCUUAUGUAACAAGACUCGUAAUUAGUAACUACUAUAAUUAAAUAUGAUAUUCUUGGCUUUUUAAAUAUAAAAUUAUACACUGUAAUUUUUAGUAUAAGGAAUAAUAACGAUAAGUUACAAUAAUAAUUGGUUUUGUGAAAAUUAAAUGGUCUAUUGUA